GGAAUUAUUUCGGGCAAAUUAACGAAGGAGCGCGGCGUCGAUCGAUCGAUCGAUCGAAUCGAAUACUUAAUGACAUCUCCUCUCCUUGCUUCCUCCUCCUCCUCGGGAAACCCAACUCAGUCUCCCAUUGCCGCCGGCCGAUCAUCAUAGAGACGACAGUCGGAUCCUCUUGUAGAACCAGGCUGGGAUGUCAUCAAUGGAGCCGCCUCCGUUCCAAGAAGCGGCUCGCUGCGACGUCUGCAAAUGCAGCUUCAACACUUUCAGACGAAGGCAUCACUGCCGGUGCUGUGGGAGGACACUGUGUUAUGAACAUUCGUCCAAUCAAAUGCUUCUACCACAAUUUGGCAUCCACUCACCGGUUAGAGUAUGCGCUGAUUGUUUUAACAACUCUUCGGAGGCUGUAAAACGUGUGACUCGAGCUUCAGCUGGAGUUGAUCAAGUAUCAGCUUCAGUUUCUAGGUUAGACAUUAAUGCAGAUAAAGACUCCAAGGCCGAACCUCUCCCCGACCAUCACCCCAUUCCAGGUGUGCCUGAAUGCAAGUGCGGGAUGCCUUUAUGCAUUUGUGAGGCUGCAUCCCCUUCAACCGAUGGGCUUGCUCAGCAAAAAAUUUUAAGCAAUGCUCUGUCUGUUCCAAAACCAAAGAAGACAGAUGUUCCAAAGAAUAGGACUUCCACAUCAAACAGCAAAAGCUCGUCUGUUUUCAAUGCUGGUCAAGAAGUCCAUGUUAAUUCAGAGAAACCUAAAAUGGAAUAUGAAGCCAAUGGGGAGGGUUUAAGAGAGGCGAUAAAAAAUGAUGAUGCAGCUGCUGUAAUAAAGCUUCUUAGGGAGGGUAUUGACGCAAAUUAUCGAGAUAGACAAGGAAUGUCUUUGCUUCAUCUGGCAGCCGUCUUUAACCGAACUGAUAUAGCUUUUAUCCUUAUGGAGGGCGGAGCAAGCACUGAUUACAGGAAUGCACAGGGAGAAACUCCGCUCGAUUGUGCAGCAGCAACCCUGCAAUACAAGAUGCGGCAAAAGCUGGAAGGUUGCAACUAGCAUGGAGCUGCCGUUCCAAUCACCCAGAAGAAUUAUUAGAGAGAUGCUUGCUUUCUUUACCAACCAAGCGUGCCAGUCAGUUUUAUCUCUCAAAUGAGAUAUGUUGGUUCGAUUAAUCUCUUUUCUUCUACAUCUUGUUGAGUGUUGAUGAGAUCAUCCCCCCAGGCCAGUUACAUAUAACCUGCGUGAUUCGAGAAAGGGCCUUACGUUUUCUCUUUGGAUUCCUCUGUUUAUGCAUAUCGAGCUAUUAUAAAUUUUUAAUAUUCCGGGUUUGUGUAGUGCUGUGGAUAAGAUCGAAUAUAAAAGUCACCAACCAAAUCUUCCACUUUA
This is a messenger RNA of Punica granatum (pomegranate), 1363 nucleotides long. The record is from RefSeq and is a predicted model, not a curated record. NCBI's taxonomy places the organism in Eukaryota, Viridiplantae, Streptophyta, Magnoliopsida, Myrtales, Lythraceae.